CGCUGAUCUGAGUGAAACCACUGUUGUGCAUGAAGUCGGGCCUUUAAUUUUGAUUCCCAAAGAAGCAUUCAAAGUUGCGUCUGAAUUAACAAGACUACUUCUGUACACAUCUUGGAUACACGUGAGACUGUCAAAAAAAAAUUGCGGAACUGAGCUGAGAUUUGGAACAAUGUCAGGGGAUUCUUUUGCUAGGAAUCAUCUGGAGAAGUAUGGCUGGGAAAAGGGAAAAGGACUUGGACGAACAGAGACAGGAAUCUCAGAUGCAAUCAAGCCAAAGCUGAAGUUUGAUAAAGCAGGAAUUGGUCAUGAUGUUGGAGAGCAGUUUUCUUUCCAUUGGUGGGACCAUGUCUUCAAUCAAGCUGCCAAGAACAUCCAUGUUGAAAACACAGAGGAGGGUGUGCAGGUGAAGAAGGGAACCAAAUCUACUCUCAUCUCCAACAAGAGAAGUACUCAUGAAAACAAGAAGAAACCAACUCUUCUCUAUGGUGCAUUUGUGAAGCGUGGAACUCUAAAUCCCGAUGGGGCCAUCUCUCAGGAUAAAGACUCCACCUCCUCCAGUGAUGAGAGUGACGACGAGAACGACAAACCUCCGGAAACAUAUGAAGGCAACGAUGAGAUGCUAUUCAAGGCUUGUGGAGGUCGUACAGCACACAAGGGUGCAAGGCAUGGCCUUCUUCUGUCAGGGAAGCUUCAGCGGAUUGAACAGCAGGAGAAUUACCAUAGCAAGCAGGUAAACAAAAAGGAAAGAAAGGGACUGUCUGCCCCCGAUGAGAUGGAGACAGAAAGCAGUCGCACAAAGAAGAAAAGGAAAAAGAAGACGAGAAGGAAUGAAGAGGAGAUUGAAAGGGAUGGUUUGAUGGACAGAGGAGUCAAGGACAGAAUAGAAGAAGAAAUGGAGGGAGAUGAGGAUGACGUAGAGAAGAUACAACGCAAGAAGAAAAAGAAGAAACAUAAAGGAACAAAUCCUGAGUCUUUGGAGGACACUCCUGUACAUGCUAUCAAUGAAGAUGGGAUGAGUAGUAGCGUUAGCUCUUCCGGGGUUGGAUUGAAGGGAAAUGACGAUUUAUGUCCUGUGCAUUCGACGAAGAAGAAACGGAAGAAAGGAAAGAAAUCCAAGAUGAAUGUGGAGAUGGUAGAAGGUGAGACGCACAAUGACAAUGUCUCGAACGAGGGAGCCGAUGCCGAUCGUCCUAAGAGGAAGAAGAAAGCCAAGAAGGAAAAGAGGAAAGUGGAGAUGGACAGAGAUGUUGAAAACGGUGACACAUCAGGGAAUAGAAAAGGACACCGUUCAUCAGGAAGGAAAGAUAGAUCAGAAAAUUAUGAGUGUAUACAAGGUGGAAAUCAUGAAGAGGUUAUUAAAACUAAGAAGAAAGAUGUAAAGAAGAGUGGGAAAAGACGAAAGCAGGCAGAAGACGAGGAAGCUUUCAACACUUCCUCAGUGAACCAAGGGCAUGAUAAACAUACAUGCAAUGGUGUCUCUAAGAAGAAAAAGAAAAGAAAAUCAGACAAUGCACUAUUAGGGUCAUAGAAUUGAUUAUAAGAAGAAUUUCAUGCAUAUAUGUGAUAAUGUAGUCACGCCUACGAAACCAACUCGAGACCAUUCAAAUAUAUUAUUUCCAAAGAAAUAUGUGGCCCGAAUUCACAAAGGUCAUACCCACGGUUUAUGCUAAUUUCCUGUAUAGAUUACACUCAACGUAACGUGUAUAUGUAAAAUUUUCUAAUACUGAUGCACGCUUUAGUCACAGAUCGCCAAAUUGAUGUCUGUUGCCAUGGUUAAGUACUGUUUAAAAACAGUAGACUCAUGAAUAACAUAGCAAACGUAUUGCCUAUUAGAACCAGGUUUUACCUGUACAAAGUCUAUGGGGAUGACAGAAUUCAAUGGGUUAACCAUGGUAACAGGUGUCAAUUUGGCACACUGACAAAAGCGUGAAUCAGUAUUUUACAUUUUUUGUAAUAUAUGUGAUAAAUAAGCCUAAUUUAUACAGGAAAUCUGCAUACACCAUGGGUUCAUCCAAUGGUUUAUUCAGUGGUUUUCAAAACUGCUUUUAUGAAUUCGGGCCUAUUUAAUUUUGGUCAGUUCGGAGUUGGUGUGACUAUAGAAAAGACUUGACCCAUUCCUUAGAUUUUUAUGUUGCAAUUAUUUUGACUCCAGGUCCUUUUGACACAAACACUUGCAAUUGAUUACAAAUAUGAACAAAUGUGAACCAAAUGCAAAGUCGUCUAUUGACCAUUAUUAACCUCUGGGUUAUGCUACUCUGAUUUGAAGGAGUUAUAGGAAUGAAAAUGGAAUUGAUAUGUUUAUACCACUUUAAUUCUGGGUUAAGGGUGCAUUGUUGUUUAUAAACUUAUAUCUCUGCAUGAAUAUGCCCCGAGUUGCGAUUGAUCAGAUCAACCAAAACAAGGGAAAGUCAGCAACGUCAACAUCUAAGUUGCAUGUUUUCGAUUCAUACAUUCGUUUUCUUGAAAAUUCACCGUGCUUCUUAGUUUUACAGAGGACAUUGUGCAAAUUUCCUGUAGAAAUAUGACAUUAAUGGAUUUCCAUGAGGUUGAUCGGAUCAAUCGUAACUCUUUGUAAGAUGGGGGCCAGGGGUAUAGAUUAUGUUUACAUUUUCCACACUCAUUCCCUUGACUUACUAUUUGUUCCCUCCACUAACUAGCAUUUACAAGUUAAAAAGAGAAAUAUCCGAGCAUAACACUGACAUUUUUAUUGAAAUCGGAUAUAAAGUAAUAAAGUUAUGACAUUUUAGAUAUUCACCUAAUUUCACAAAACAGAUGCACAUCCUGGUCAGCAUUCAAAUGAGGAGACUGAUGUCAUCCCCACCCACUACUUCUUUUUGUAUUUUAUUAUAUGAAAUUUUCUAAUUUUCUCCUCAUUGUCAAGUGAACAAUGAUUAAUUCCUCCAUGAACACGUGGAAUUAGCAUUGUUUGAUACUAAAUGGUUCAGUCAUGUUGGUCCUUUUUGUUAAAUCUGUAAAAAAUGAAAUAUUGUAUAAUUCAAACAAUAGAAAACAAAAGAAAUAGUGAGGGACAUCAUCGACUGUCUCAUUUGCAUGUCACUGCUUUGUGGAAAAUGUCAUAACUUUCUUAUUUUACAUCCGAUUUUGAUUAAAUAUUUCAGCGUUAUGCUAGUUUGAUUUUUCUCUAUUCAAAUCUGUAAAAAAUGAAAUAUUGUAUAAUUCAAACAAUAGAAAACAAAAGAAAUAGUGAGGGACAUCGUCGACCGUCUCAUUUGCAUGUCACUGCUAUGUGAAAUUUCAGCGUUAUGCUAGUUUGAAUUUUCUCUAUUUAUUCAAAUCAACAUUUUUCUGGGGUGGACUUUACCUUCAAGGGAAUGACGAGUUUGUAGCGGGAAACAGACAAAAUGUCAUGCACUUUUGGGGCUCUGUACUGGGGUCCAUUACAGAGAGAGUUUCAAUUGAUCGCAACUUUACUUUCAGUCAACGAGAACUGUGUGUGAUGCUUUGAAUUUAUGUUGAAAAGCUUGGGCAUCAUAAUAAUUAUAAUAUAUACUUGCUUAUA
Messenger RNA from Lytechinus pictus (painted urchin), 3520 nucleotides. RefSeq names its product G patch domain-containing protein 4-like. Lineage: Eukaryota; Metazoa; Echinodermata; Echinoidea; Temnopleuroida; Toxopneustidae. Gene Ontology annotation, molecular function: nucleic acid binding. The coding region runs from base 170 to 1528 and encodes 452 amino acids. Gene Ontology annotation, cellular component: nucleolus. The record is from RefSeq and is a predicted model, not a curated record. The transcript has 6 exons.